Messenger RNA from Leptinotarsa decemlineata (Colorado potato beetle), 330 nucleotides. Its product is annotated as centrosomal protein 20. Gene Ontology annotation, cellular component: motile cilium; ciliary basal body; centrosome. Lineage: Eukaryota; Metazoa; Arthropoda; Insecta; Coleoptera; Chrysomelidae. Gene Ontology annotation, molecular function: protein binding. The record is from RefSeq and is a predicted model, not a curated record. Gene Ontology annotation, biological process: microtubule anchoring; cilium assembly.
UUAUACUACGCGAUUCAUAAUAGUCGUUACUAGGCAAAAUGCGAAUACAAACAAACUUAAAAUUUAUAACUGGAAGUGAUCAUUUGUCUCAGUCAAAUAAAAAUGACAGAACCUACAGAGACUGAUUUAUUAGAAGCCAUUAAAGAUUCUCUACAAAAAAAUGGUACCCUUGGUAGAAUAAGCGGCGAACUGCGAGCAGCUGUUAUGUCAGUCCUAAACGAUAAUUUUGGUAAAGACAACCCUCCCAAAGUACCAGAGGAAACUAAACUGAUUAACGAACUUUUGAGAGAAUAUCUAACGUGGAAUGGAUAUCUUUACACUGAGCAAAUA